AUACUUCUAAAAUAGGGUACUGAUCCAGAAUUUUAUGUAUCUCUGACUUUAGGAGAAAUGCAGCACAACUACAUACACCCUAAAAAGAAAGUAGGAUGACCAUCUCCCUUGGCUGCACUACAACCUCCAGCCAGUUUUGCACGUAGCAUGGCAGGAAAGCACUUUGCCAUCAGAAACACGUGAAGCGAGCAGAUUUAGCCCUGUGAGAGCCAAACACCAGCAGUGGUAGUAGAACAGGGACAUUUCCCCGUGAGGGAGGCAGAACCCAAGGCAUACAGGUUUAAAAGCUGUCUUCCUACAGCGGCCAGGAAGACUGCGCCGCGGACCAUCACCAUGCUGCUGGGGCAUACUUCUGCCUCCAAAGGCAGAAAUGAAAAAUCAUCUCCAAAGAAACAUCUCCUCCUCUCCCCCUCCCUAUCAAGGCGUUUCUACUUUCCUGGGGUGACACUGACACGUUGCAAAACUCUCUACAAACACGCAGAGAGAGGCAGAAAGGGCAAAUUCCUGCAGGUGACGAGAGGAAGGCCGGGACUCCAAAAACCUCCAAAAACUGAAGGAACCCUUAUUCCUCGCCUGGAGGAGAGGAAACACAAAUACCCUUGCUAAAAUAAGGAAUAAAAAACCGCCGAGGUUUACACGACGGCACUCAGAGGACUGCCCGGACUGACCCCUCCGCGCCGCCAUUUUGCGGCCGCCCCGGCUGCACUGCGCACGCCCAUCGCGGCCGCUGCGGGGCCCCGGGCAGCCUCCGGCCCCAUGGAGGAAGAUGGAGGCCGGGGAGCCGCGGCUAGCCCGGCGGCGUCCGCCCGCUUCGUGCGGUGCCUUUACGCGGUGGGCUUCCUGGAUUUGUUUGGUGUGAGUAUGGUUGUUCCUUUAAUGAACCUUCAUAUCAAAUCUCUAGGAGCAAGUCCUACAGUUGCUGGUAUAAUAGGAUCUCUCUAUGGUAUAAUGCAGCUAUUUUCCAGCACAUUUGUGGGCUGCUGGAGUGAUAUAGUAGGAAGACGGUAUUCCCUGCUUACUUGUAUUCUUCUCAGUGCACUGGGUUACUUCAUUCUUGGAAUGUCCACCACUGUGCACCUGUUUGCCAUUUCUAGAGUCCCUGUAGGUAUUUUCAAGCACACGCUCUCCAUCUCUAAAGCCCUGCUUUCUGAUUUGGUUUCUGAGAGAGACCGCCCUUUAGUAAUGGGACGUUUCAAUGCAGCCUCCAGUGUGGGCUUCAUUCUGGGACCUGUUGUUGGUGGCUACCUUACAGAGUUGAAAGAUGGCUUUUAUCAAACGUCUUUCAUCUGUGCUUCUAUCUUCCUUCUGAAUGCUGGUCUUGUCUGGAUGCUACCCUGGAGCGAAGAAAACACUGGCAAUAGGAAACAAAAACAAGAGAAGAAAAGGACAGACAGUAUCACAGCAAAAACAAAUUGUGACCUGCAGUUGAAAUCAGUAACUAAUGGAACUGUGGCGAGUGAUAGUCCUUUCCAGUCUCCGUGGGUCCAAAUUGUGACAGUGCUGAAGAGGAUUAAAGGAAUUGCAUGUUCUGACUUGUGGGAUAUAUUUUUGGUGCGGUUACUGAUGUCUGUUACUAUACUGCUGUACCAUAGUAAUUUUAGUCUGGCCUUGGAGGAGAGAUUUGGGGUGAAACCCUUGUUCUCUGGAUACCUAAUGAGCUAUAGCAGUUCACUCGGAGUCCUGGCUGGUUGUCUGCUUGGACCAAUAACAAGACUGUAUCAGCACAACACUUACAGACUUCUGUUGCACUCCAGCACUUUUACCUGCACGUUGAUUCUCCUGUAUGCAUCAGCGCUUAGCAUAUGGAUGGUCAUUUUGUCUUCUACCUUCUUAGCCUUUUCAACUACUAUAGGUCGUACUUGCAUCAUUGAUCUUGAACUGACCAUCGGUGGGAAUGAGGCCAGCGGUACGCUCCUGGGUGUUGGACAGUCUGUGACAUCAGUGGGACGUAUAAUUGCCCCGCUCCUUUCUGGAAUUGCUCAGGAGUUCAGUCCUUGUGGCCCUCCAAGCGUAGCGGUUGGAUUGGCUUUGGUAGCUAUUCUGAUAAUGAAUGUAAACAAACAGAAAUAUUGUAGCAGUGGAAAUGUUAAGUUAAAAAAUCAGUAGCUGCAAAUUUGGAUUGUAUGGUUGUAUCUUACAGAAGAGGCAAUGAAUCAACCUGGGGUGAUGCUUACACCUACCAGACCUGUACAGCAGUAACAGGAUCUUCUACGAGGACAUGUUAUGUUCACAUGGACAACACGUAACAAACUUGUUGGAGACAAAUACAUAUAAAUAUCUGCUGCAGGACUGAUGUAUUUUUGAGCUGGUACCACUAGAACUCUGCUGAGAGGGACACAUAUUACUAUACAGUAUGGGCUCGGAUUUUUUUUUUUUUGUGGACUUUUAACCUUUCUGGAGGGAAAAAGGAUGACUUGAAGUACACAAAUCCUGUUUGUAGCUAACAUUUGAAACAGUAUUUAGACUGACUUUAAAAGGUGCAGACGGAAGUUGAUUUGUAUUAUUUAAUCAAAAGUGAAUUUUUAUUAUUUAAUUGGAAUUUACAUUAUAACUCGUUAGCCUUAUUUUCUUAUGCUGUGGCCUGCUUCCAUUUGUCUGCUGUGACAAUAGCUUCAUUAAUAGGAUAUUUGCUUAUAUGAUUUGUUAAGCAUACUUUGUCUACAAAACUUGUGCAGCAUGAUUAGACACCUUAGGGUAGCUGUCCGGCCCCUGUUUUCUAGUCUCUCCCAGGUAACAGAAUUGGGUAUAUGUUAAUUUUGUGUAUUAGCAAGCCUAAAUUGAACAAUUUUAGAAUAACGUGAGGACAUUCAUAUGGAAACUGAGACCAAACUUAAGCUUUAUUGAACCUUGAACUGGUAGUUUCUGUUUAGUGCUGACUUCUACUGAGCAACUUUGUCGUAAAUUAUUUUUUAAUACUUCCUGUGCAGGUUUUCUACCUUCGUUUUAAGAAUAAAUUUUCUUCUCAAGUCUUUUGAAUGACUGUUAAAGGUCUGCCAAAGCAACCAACAGUAAUUCUAAGAUGGCUUUGGAUUAAUGCAUUCUCUCUCAUUACUGGAGUCAUAGGUGACAUUUUAGUGGCAAAACAAAAAGUGUCAAUUUGUUUGUAUUUUGGUCUUAUUUGUCUGAACUUCUUAAGUAAUGAGAGCUUACUCUCAGAGCUACAGUGAGAGUUGUAGUGCUCUCUCGUGCUAUUUGUUGUUCGAGUCUAUAUUGCUUACCAGUCACCACUGUUUAUAUUUAAUCUGAAACAUAUACAAAAAAGUAUUUUGCACUGAUAAUGUUCCGUGUGCUUUUCCUAGCAUUACUUGAUGAAAGGACAAAGUCAACUACAUAGAAUUUUUAUUUUUUGAUUUAAAAAAAAACACGUUAUUCCCUUGAAUACAUCUGUGCAAAUAUGUUGCUACUUUAGGAGAAUCUCAGUGUUUUGCACUUUAUAUUUUCUUUUCCAGUGCCUGCUGCCAUUUAAGUCCUUUCUGAAACCUCAGUCAUUCCAGUGACACCACCAUGAGAAUAUAUAGAGGGAGCUCUGAGUUUUUAAUUGUAUAUAUUGACACAGUAAGUGUCUUAUUACAGUACUGCUAUGAUGUCAGUAACUAUCCUCAAAAUUACUUAUUGUAAUAACCUGUGUUUAAUUUACCCUAGGAACUUGAGGCAUUUUCAAGUGUGUUAUCUUCCCUUGUCUUGCUUGAUAGAUGCUUCAAAACCGUCUCAGCCUCAGUUUCCUAUCCUCUUUCUUUCCAUGUCUUAAAUAAAUUUUUCAGUAUUUAUUUUUACCUAAAACCACUCUUCUGUAAGUCAGCAAUUUCUGUUUUGCAAGUACAGCAUAGGUUAAAGGAAAAAAGGGGGGGAAGGUGGGACCUAACAAAUGAAUGUAUUUGAGAUAUUUUGUAAUUUUUACUAUGCUUAUUGGUUAUGCUAGGUAACAGAUAAUAUUUACCCUUCUAGAGUUGCUGCACUGUUUAAAGCUAAAUUCUGUAAACACCAUAAAAUUCAUUUUAUACUGUACAGCUGACAGAAUAUUGCUUUUCUGCCUAUAAAAGCUUCAGUUUCACUGUUUUUUAUACAUGAGUAAAAAAUGUGCUUUCCACAAUGAUAAAAUAUUUUUGAUUAAUAUUAUUUUGAAAAAUAGGUCUCCAUAUACACUAAAUAAAAAUGAAAUUAAAUAUUUUCAUUGAGAAAUCUUUGGAAGGCUGUGAUCUCAGGGAUGUUACAACUGGUGUUAUGGAAGUAAUUUUUUUUUACUAGUAGGCCAAAAUGAUUUCAGAAGUGCCAUACAAACACUUCUUCUUGAAAAGCCUCAGUUACAGAAAAGUUGUACUUUUUUUUUUUUAAGAAAUAAUAAUAAAAUGAAAUUAUGUUCCACUUUUAUCAUUUUGUCACUGUGUUUUUUCCUCUCUUCCUCUGCUGAAACUAUAGCAUGAAAAAGAAAUGGUCAAGUUAAUGUUAAAGAAGUGCAAAUUUUUUUUUCUUUACGGACUAGCUGUUCCUUAAAAUAAUCAUUUGAGUCUGUCUGCUUUUCAUGUAAAAGGCAAAGGAGCCAACCAAGUGGCCUGACAGUGAAUGAAAAAGAAGAAAGAAAUGAAAUAAAAAAGAACUUACCAGUUGGAUGGUAAUGCUUAAAGCUACUGUUCCUAGUGUGUGGAGACCAUGUUUGCAUCCCUCGUGUUGCCAUGGCCAUGUAAGCAGCAAGUGAUGAGUAAACGAUGUCCAAGGAGAGAAGGAGAUGUGACUCCCCCUUUUAAGCUGAGGGAGGAGCAGUUGCAGCUAUUUUUAACUAUGUUCUACUGGGCUUUACUGAAUUACUCAGCAGUUUCUUUAAUCCAGUUGUGGCAUCUAAGAUACCAAAACAGAUCUAAACAUGGACGAAAGUGGAAAAAAAAGUUUCAACGUACAAAUGACUGCAAAGUGAGAAUUUUCCUUUGCUUUGGGUUAGUUUUCUUGGGCUUGUAGACAGUUUUUUGUUUUUUUUUUUUCUUUUGAAAUUUUCAGUUUUUUAACAUUGACCUUUGUGAUUAGCUAAUGCUAAAGAAACUGCAUAUACUGUGCAGUAUUUCUUCUGUAAAACAACUGGUAGUGUAUGAUAGGUACUAAUUUUGUUGCUUUUAAAUGAUUAAAUAAAUGUAGGAUUUAUUCCUUGUUUGUUUAUGCUCUAUACAUUCCAACAGAUAUUUUAUAAAUCUAUCAGUUCUGCAUCUUUAUUUUUUUCCAUUUUGUUUUUGUGGUUGUUUUGUGUGCGUGUGAUCUUUUUACUCUGAAUUUACUCAGCACAGACCCACCACAGAGGUCUGUACCAUUCUCAUUUUCUGAGAACAUGUUUCCUGAGGACCAGAUAAUGCAGCUACAGACCAGGACAAGUAUUGCUUGUUUAUUGGCUUGCUCGUCACUUCAAGCACUUCUUAAUUUCAUUGAAGUCAAGCAGAUUGCAACCACUGUGGAUAUGUUCAAGCACUGCCACUUCCCCUUCUCCCCCCUUCAGUUAUGGGUGCUGUGGAGUAUCCCUGGGUAAGUGAUGCUUUAUAGCUUGGCACUUUAGGAUUUGGAAACUGAAACUGUGCCACUGUUGCUAUAAUUUUGAAGACUCACAAAGAGAUCAUCAUGAAUCUUGUAAGGAAGUUUAUUAUGGCCUGGACUUUGAGAAUAAAUUUAUUUUGAGUGGAGGUCAGACCUUUUUCUUAUAAAAAUGAAAUAGUUAAUGGAGCUUGUUUUAAAGGGAAGUCUUGAAAAUCUCUGAGGCCAACUUAGAAAAGAAGCUAAAUAUUUAGUUAUUUUUAAUCCAGUGUUAGCAUCAAAGAGCUAUUUUUGAGAAAUGCUUUGCAACUGGAGCUGCUCUUUCAUUCCGUCAAGUCUGUUAAACAAGGUGAUAGCAAUAAUAUGAAAAAUAAAUGAAAUAAGCUGGGGUAUUUAAAACACUUUUGCCUUUCUGUGGCUAAAAAUUACUUCUUGAAACAAAACCUUUGGCAACUAGGGUGCUGUUGCAACUCACACAACACCAAUGUGAACCUCAGCACAUUCCAGAUCAUGAAACAGUGAGACUCACCAGAUCAACCAGUGUAACUAUUAUUUUCCUCCUGCAAUAUUAGUCGCAGGUAUCAAAUGUCGCAGGAUAAAAAGGCUUCCAAAGCUUGUCAAUGCUGUACAGGAAUUGCAUCAGGGUUUGACUGCGUGGAGAAACAAUGCUAACCCAAUAUCCCAUUCUGUUGUCCUAUGAGAAGACCUGUCCAGCACCUGCAGAAGGAAUUCUGGUGGAGAAAAUUCUCAAGCAGCACAGUGCAGUUUUCAACCCCAAAUCUGAUUAACUCCCAAAUGCUGAGAUACCCUUCAAAUGUCGAGAGGAGAAUUAAGGUGUAAUGUAUAUUUUUAUUAAAAAAUAAAAUAUCUCCCCAUUUAGCUUGCCAUCUAAUAAAUAAGCCAAGAGGGAGAUGAAACCCGUUGGCUUGAAAGUC
Messenger RNA from Cygnus atratus (black swan), 6443 nucleotides. It is a transcript of the gene SLC67A2, whose product is annotated as major facilitator superfamily domain containing 9. NCBI's taxonomy places the organism in Eukaryota, Metazoa, Chordata, Aves, Anseriformes, Anatidae. The record is from RefSeq and is a predicted model, not a curated record. Gene Ontology annotation, cellular component: membrane. The transcript is spliced from 6 exons. Gene Ontology annotation, molecular function: transmembrane transporter activity. The coding region runs from base 757 to 2106 and encodes 449 amino acids. Gene Ontology annotation, biological process: transmembrane transport.